GAAUGUUGCCGCCACCAAGGUGCACCCCCUACCCCAGGAGCCUGAUGGCCAAACGAAGUCUGGGAAGCCGCAUAAGAAGUGGAACAUGUGGUCCAUCAUAGCUCACAAGCAGGGCGUGCAGGCGACCAAGGAGCGGUUAAAAUCCUACUGGACCACAUUAGGCGUGACCUCGGCUCUGAUGUCCGCCCUGACAUACCCAGCCGUUACCUCACCACCCAUCACCAAGCAAACCAGCGGCUCAGAUGUCGACGACCCUCUAUUCGUUGCGUACGUGCUGCUGAACACCACCAGCCUGAUCAUGAGCCUGGUGGUGGUGAUCAUGUCAGUGGUCAUGCUGGCGGAGGUGGACCUGGUGGUCACGGACGAGGACCUGGAGGUAUUCAUCGAGCGCUACCAGUUCCUGUUCAUCGGCCUGACUGCUGUCUUCGGAUGUUCAAUUUUGACUAUCAUCACAAGCAUUGUUGUCCUCGCCUUUUACAACUUCAACAAGGGAACCGCCAUCGCUUCAGCAGGGAUAGUCAUGACCGGCACUUUUGCUGUUGCAGCCGGGGCGGCAUGGCUCGCGUUGUGGACGCGUGCGCGCCUCAAGUUCCACAUCGACAAUGCGAACGCGCUCCUCAAGAAUGUGGUGGCUAAGCUGCUUGUUAAGUCGGUCGCGCCCUCAACUGGAUCCAGCGGGAGCCUCGACGCGGCGGUGGCCACUGCUGUGGAGGCGUCAGGUGACAGCGGCGGACCAGGCGGGGCAGGCAGCUCGGGUCGGAAUCCACGUAUGCAGUCGUCACUUUGAGGGGAUGGCCAGUUACGGUGGGGGGCUUGCGGUUGUCAGGAUGGAUGGUGGGUAUGUUGUCAGCUGACAUUUCCACGACUUGCACAAGCCUGCAUUGCCAUUUGUUAAUUGUGGAGGCGGCCUCAUGGCUGCGGUACAUGUCAGCGUAAUUGCAGCAAUGACGAAGAAUUGAAUAAGCCCAUGGGCCAUGGAGCCUUACGGGAUGGAGCCAAGUAGGUACUGUCUGCACUUGGAAUUGAGUGGUUGGGCACCUCGCGACGGCCGCAUGCACUUGAUUCGAGAACUUGUCAGUGUUGACGAUCGUAUAAUGGCCGCCUCACUGGGGGCAAGCCUAUGGGUGCGAUUGCGGGCACCAGUGAGCAGAAGGAGAACACAGAGGAGCCUUUGCAUGUGCGGCAUGUGUGUGGUUUGUCUGGCGGACAAGCACGGCGGACAGGUCAGGGCGCGGAAAUGCAUGUGGUUACUGAGGCUGCGUUGCAUGUUUGGUCGAGCGCUGAUAUUGGGGGCACAGUUACGUCGAGCGGUGGAGUUGAAGGCAGCUUCAGGGCACGGAGGCGUCGCGACACGCUGAGAUGAUCGUGCCGCUAACACUGUGACACGCAUACUGUAUAAAUUGGGCCCACACGUCACGUAUACCGUGUAAAAGUAAAAGUAC
This is a messenger RNA of Chlamydomonas reinhardtii, 1442 nucleotides long. RefSeq lists its product as uncharacterized. The coding region runs from base 86 to 787 and encodes 233 amino acids. NCBI's taxonomy places the organism in Eukaryota, Viridiplantae, Chlorophyta, Chlorophyceae, Chlamydomonadales, Chlamydomonadaceae. The transcript is spliced from 9 exons. The record is from RefSeq and is a predicted model, not a curated record.